CAUGGCGUGGCCCUGCAUCAGCCGCCUCUGCUGCCUGGCGCGGCGCUGGAACCAGCUGGACCGCUCCGACGUGGCGGUGCCGCUGACCCUGCACAGCUACUCGGAACUCGAGAGCGAGGAGCCGGGCCCGGGCGGCGCCGCCUCGCGCAGGGGCCGGUCCCCCGCCGGCGCCCGGAACCCCGGCCGGGACGUGCCGCUCACUCAGUACCAGCGGGACUUCGGCGUGUGGACGGCGCCCGCGGGGCCCAGAGAUGCGCCGCAGGAGCGAGGGCCAAGGCGGGGCGGCCGGAGGGGCAAGCCCUCCGCGCCCUCCAGCCGGGGGGUCUACGUGCUCCCCAUCGGCGAUGCGGACGCGGCUGCAGCAGCGACCACGUCGUACAGACAGGAAUUCCAGGCCUGGACUGGAGUGAAGCCGUCGAGAUCCACAAAGGCGAAACCUGCCACAGUCGUCACAAGCCACAGCUCGGGAUGGGACAGCAGCCCUGGGGCCAGCUUCCAGGUCCCUGAGGUGAAGAAGUUUGCUCCUAACCCCUCAGCCAUCUUUCAGGCUUCAGCUCCCCGGAUCCUCAACGUGUGACUGCCCAUCGAGAGGCGAGUGCCACGGGCUGGGCCAGAGCCCACAGCCACCAGGGGACUGGGGUGAGAUCUGGGCCCGGACGGUCCCCUGCUGUCAGAGGAGGGGGAAGGGUCCUUCUUUCUCACUGUGGGGCACCACUCCUCUCCAAGCUGCCCCCGGGGCUGCAGGCCUGGCACAGAGCAGAGGCUCAGAUGGACACGGCACCACCCAGCUCAGCUCUGGGCCUCACCCAUCCUCUUCUUCCUCGAGAAGUGUGCAGAAGGCUUCAGAUCUGUUUUUAAUUGAUCAUAAUUUUUGGCCAUCCUUCAGUUUUUAAAUCUGAAGAACUUGAGGAUCAAUUCUAUUAUGAACUGAAUUGGUCCAUGGGGGCUGAGAAAUAUGGACACAACAGUUCCUUGAAAGAAACAAUAACGUCCACUUUGUUGUUUUCCCAGGUUGUAUAAUUUUAUACCCUCUGGUAACCCAAGGUGAUGUCCUUGGAUAUGCCUACAAACGGCCCCACAUGUUCAAGUUGCAGAAGAAAUCAUAGGUUAUCACUGCAUGUGACUCAUGACGACGCUGAGUAACCAGGAAGGAGUUUCCAAAAGAAAUAGAAUAUCAGUCACAGGGUUUCAAUUUCAAACACAUAAUUUUGUUAUGGCCAAGAUGACCCUCAGGUUUUAACGAAACAUUUCUCGGGAUGAGUGCUUGAAGUUUUGAAUGAAUGAAUGACUUUUACCUUACGGUAGCUUUCUGAGCCCCACAUUUUAUUACUAAUUCUAGUUUUUCCCUUAACAUGGUGAUGACUAGAAGGGAACUACCACACACACUAAGAAUUGGGAGCAUUUUUUGGAAGAAGGCGGCGUUAGCCUCAUUCCUUGAAAGACCUCAAAAUGUUACCUACACCAAUCCUUACACCUCACGCCUGCCCUGCUUUCACACUCAGUCACGAGGAGCUCGCUACCUGUUGAGGAGGAAAGCUCUCCUGACUUUCGUGCUAAAUUCCAGCCAAUGAGGCCACGUGGAACAAGCCUGGUCCCCUCUUUGCACAGCAGCUCUUCAAACAUUUGCAGGAGUUUAUGUCCCUUCUUAGAGAUUAGAGGCACAAGCUUAGGAGUUGUUGGUAAGGAAACUCAGGAUUUCCCUGAGCAUCUUUAUCCCUCCAGGCCGCAGCGGCUCUGGUCUGGUGAGCACUUACUUAAGCCACAGGAGGUGGCAUUCAGCUUUUAGAGCCACCUCACCCGAGGAAGUGGGGCCAUGUUUCCAGCUCAGGCUGCAAAGGGGGCUGUCCCCUGAGGUGCUAGCUCUGGCAGGCACAGCCCCUCCCUCACUCCAGCAGAGGAAAUGCUCUGAAUCAUUUUAAAGGGAAAACCAAAACCAUAUGCUUACACAAAGGUUCUAUUAUUUCAGACGUCACUGGUUGGCAUGUUAGAUGUUUCUACCAGAAAAGAGACUGCCUGCUGGGCAUGGUGGGAAAUGAACAGAUUAACUGUACAAUCUCAGAUCUUACUAAAAUGCAAAAAUGUACUGUUUCCAUUUCCUGCUAAUUUCUUUAAAUUAAUUAUAAAUGAGCACCUUCUCACACGUCUUCCUUUAUCCUCCUCUUGGUAUUGAGGACUUGAAUGUAUCAUGGCCACUGCUGGUGUCCGGCAGAGGCUUGUGAAUCCUGAGAACGCUCCCUUUGGGCUGCAGGCCACACUGGUGUUAUCUGAGUAUUUCACAGAAGCCACCAACCUCCCCUCUUUCACGUCCCCACCCCCAGGAGCCUAGGACAAAAGGACUGUCUUUGAAGCUAGUCUUGGCCUCAAAUCCUGGCUUCUCCAUGCACUAGCUGUGAGCAGCUGAAGCUUCCGUUUUCCCCGUCUGCACAGUGAGGCUAACAUCCCCUACCGUGCUAAAAGAAUCUGUGUUCACGUGCAGGUGCAUGGUACAGUAAAUGGCCAACUAAGCAUGGCGGUUGUAAGUCUUCUUUCCUGCCCAGGCGCCCUUCCCCACUUCCCAAGGAGCCGGCUCUAUUCUCAUCUGCAGCUUUGGUCCAUCUGAUGCCACUGACAGUCCCUCCCACCAGACCCUGCCCUGUCACCCCGCACAGCCGGCAGUGGCCCCUGACCCCCACCCCAGCCCGCCUGGGAAGCCCCAGUCAUUCUUUUGCCCUACGGAUGGACCCAUCAUCAGCUCCGCAGUACCUUGGCUGGGACGGAGCAGACCUGCCCCUUCCUGGCAGUGUUGACUCUGCAGCAGCAGUGGAAGCACCCACUGCCUAGGGCACGCUGCAUGCUCAAGAACCUUUUUAGAAUGCAACAGAACAGACAGCUUUUCACAAACACCUCAACCCGAUAACCUUCCUCACUAGACUUCACUAAUUAUUGGGAGAUCUGGGUUCUGAAGAAGAAACUUCCCACUCACGCUAAGUUGUAGUAAGGGCCAACAUCAUGUAAGUGGAGUGGCCUUAAGAAGCACCUGAGACAGGGGCCGGCCCCGUGGCUUAGCAGUUAAGUGCGCGUGCUCUGCUACUGGUGGCCCGGGUUUGGAUCCCGGGCGCGCACCGACGCACUGCUUCUC
Diceros bicornis minor is the source of this 3118-nucleotide messenger RNA. RefSeq names its product MAP6 domain containing 1 (gene MAP6D1). Gene Ontology annotation, biological process: microtubule cytoskeleton organization; cytoskeleton-dependent intracellular transport; regulation of microtubule cytoskeleton organization. The coding region runs from base 2 to 577 and encodes 191 amino acids. The transcript is spliced from 3 exons. Gene Ontology annotation, molecular function: calmodulin binding; microtubule binding. Lineage: Eukaryota; Metazoa; Chordata; Mammalia; Perissodactyla; Rhinocerotidae. The record is from RefSeq and is a predicted model, not a curated record. Gene Ontology annotation, cellular component: microtubule; Golgi-associated vesicle; cis-Golgi network.